Leptidea sinapis is the source of this 2874-nucleotide messenger RNA. Its product is annotated as leukocyte receptor cluster member 8. Gene Ontology annotation, cellular component: nucleus. The record is from RefSeq and is a predicted model, not a curated record. Lineage: Eukaryota; Metazoa; Arthropoda; Insecta; Lepidoptera; Pieridae. The transcript is spliced from 5 exons. The coding region runs from base 274 to 2430 and encodes 718 amino acids.
AUAAAAUGGCGUUCUCAUGAUUCAGUUCAUACCAAUACCAAUCGAUAGCUGUUUUCGCGCAUAGUAAUUUAAGUUUGUGUUGAGCAAUCAUCUAAUAUAUAACUACCAUUAAAGUAUUUUUAAAACAAUCAUUGGAAUAUAUCUUAAAUUUUUAUUGGAGUGUUCAAGAAAGCGGACGUCGCGACAGGGAUUUGUAUUUGUGUCGACGGUCGACGCCAUUUUGUUUUUGGUAAAUGUACCAGUUAUAAUAUUCUAGUUUUUAGGUUUUCUAUAAUGUCUGAAAAUAGAUCUAAGGAACCGCCAAUUCAAAGUAUGAGCGGUUUGCCCUGUAACAACAAUCCAUGGUUGUAUGGAUUUUAUAACAAUUAUCAUGGAUAUCAAGGUGGAAUGUAUCCUCAAUUUUACAAUCAACAACAGUAUUUUCCACAUUUGGGGAACAAUUCCGGAUUCCCGAAUGCGAUGCAUCAGUUCCAAAAGGACGAAGCUACAAAUGAGUUUGGUCAACCUCAAUUCUCCAAACCUCCUCCUUUGUUAGGUACCAUGCCUACACUUGAUUCCAGUAAUAGGCCGUUUGUCAAUCAAUCGCCAAUACGCUUCAAUCUCAACAAUAAUCGUAAAUCUGCGCCUUUACCUGCCAACGAGAAUCCCCUAUUAUCUAAUGCUACGAGUAACAAGAAAAAACGUAAAAAGGGUGAUAAUUCUAAUGUGGACGAUUAUUCAACAUUGCCUCCACUGCCGAGUCUUCCUCCUCCACUACCACCAUGUCCUCCUCCUGAUGAUUUGCCAAAACCACCUCCACCACCUCCUCUGCCAUUGGAUGUCCCACUACCUCCUCCAAUUGCCACAGAAGACAUUCCAGAACCCUCAGAUGAACCAAACAGAAAUGUUGAGGAACAACAGUCUGAAUUGAAAUUAAAUGAAGACACUACAAAUUUCUUAAUUCAAUCAUCCAUUCAAACAUCAGCUGGUACUUGGCCUGAUAGUCUAGAGAGAUAUAUAAAACGGUGUUAUGAAAAAUGUAAAACAACUUUUGAUCGUGAUCAAAUUGACAUAUGCUUAAAGGGGCGCAUUAUAGCUGCUGCUAACAAAGAUGAGAUUUGGACCAGAAAUUGGGAUGAGGAACCAAUACCAAGUGUACAUAGUGAAAGAAAUAAUUUACAGGUUAAACCUGUCCAGGGGUCUUUAUCAUUAUAUCAAAAGGAUGAAAGCCCACAGAAUAAUAAAUUAAAGCAACUAUUAGCUGCUAAAGCAUUCAGUGCACAUAGGACAAGUAGCCAAAGAAGAAGACGGCAACACUCACGAAGUAAAUCUAGAUCUCGAAGUCCUACAAAGAAAAGGCAUAGCACCUCAUCUGCUUCUGGGGAUGAAAACGAAGAGAAAAAGUCAUUAAAAAGUAAAAGUAGACAAAAAGUUAAGGAUAGAUUGUCUUUAGAUCAUAAAAAACCUGAGAAAUAUCAAAAAAAGAGUAAAAAAGUAGCUUAUAAUCAAUUUAAUGUUGAUGAUGUGCCAGGUAAUGCAGAAAAACUGCAAAAGCGAGCUGAAAGAUUUAAUAGUUCUCAUGUGCCAACUAUUGCUAGUUCAAUACAAGUUAGUAGACAUAGUGACCUCAGCCCACGGAGACCAAUCAUACAAGAUGUGGAAGGUGACUAUGGCCUACAUAACAUGCACAUAGUAGGCACAUGCUUUGAUAUUGAGAAAUCUUUUUUGAGGUUAACAAGGGCACCAGAAGCUUGUGAGGUUCGGCCUGUUUCGGUUCUGAGAACUUCAUUAAGAAAUGUGAAAGAUAAAUGGAUUGACAAGCAAGAUUAUAGAUAUGCAUGUGAUCAACUGAAAUCAAUAAGACAGGAUUUAACAGUACAAGGAAUAAGAGACAGGUUUACUGUAGAAGUGUAUGAAACUCAUGCUCGAAUAGCUUUAGAGAGAGGUGACCAUGAAGAAUUCAACCAGUGUCAGACUCAGCUAAAAAUGCUUUAUUCUGAAUUACCCGAUUGUAAAGAGAAUGAGGCAGAGUUCACAGCCUACAGAAUACUGUAUUUUAUAUACACCAGAAAUACUCUAGAUCUCAGCACAAUAUUUAAAUUCCUUACAAAAAAAGAGAAAGAGAAUGAAUGCAUAAAGCAUGCAUUGAAUACAAGGUAUGCCUGGGCGACAGGCAAUUUGCACAGGUUGUUCAUUUUGUACAAGACUGCACCACUGAUGGCUGGAUACCUCAUGGAUUGGUUUGCGGAGAGGGAAAGGAAGCUAUACUUGAAGUACAUCAUUAAGUCCUACAGACCAAAUGUGCCCGUGGACUUCAUCACUCGGGAGUUGGCGUUUGAGUCGGAGUCUAAAACACUUGAAUUUCUGAGUACCUUAUCACUGUCGUUCACCGGUAGUGAGCAAACUCAUAUUGAUUGCAAAGGCAGCCUUCCAUUUGCCAAUUCUAUGUAACAUUUUCUGUUUGUCAGGCCUCCUCCGUGGGUAGUGUGUUGUUGUGUGGUUAUGUAAAGCAGCAUAACCACGGUUUGGCUUUCUGAAGCAUUCCCUACCACCAGGUGGCCCGAGAAUAUUUUGCUAGGAUGAGUUGGCAAGUUUACAGUAUACUGCACAUUGGCACUAAUGAAGAUGGAAGAUUCAAGUAAAUCAAGGUAUGGCAUACACAACUGAAUGGAAUUGGGAAGUUAAGUGAAAUGGACUUAUUGUGUGAAGACUUUUGAAAAAUUAGGUUAAGUGGACAAUAUAUAGCAAGUUGUUUCGUUAAUCAUAUUCAUAUUAAUUAUAAUAAUUGUUGUUAAUGCCAAUAUUAAUGUUUGUGUAAAUGUUUUAGCCUGAAUGAACUUCCAAACUUAAAUAAUUUAUGAUUUGAUUGUAGAUAAUAAAUGUCGUACAAGUUUU